Harpegnathos saltator (Jerdon's jumping ant) is the source of this 1093-nucleotide messenger RNA. Its product is annotated as putative nuclease HARBI1. Bases 165 to 620 code for a protein of 151 amino acids. The transcript has 5 exons. The record is from RefSeq and is a predicted model, not a curated record. NCBI's taxonomy places the organism in Eukaryota, Metazoa, Arthropoda, Insecta, Hymenoptera, Formicidae.
UUACCUGUAAUGGCUGUACCGUAUUAUUAUGAAGCUCAACGUCAUAGAGAUGAAGUAUUACGUUUGCUUCAAGAUGCGUUAGAAGGAAUACGACGUUUAGAACAUAUAAAAACGAAAAUUACGUAGAAAACGUCGUUAGGAAUUAUAUAAAUAAAGAUUUUGUCAUGCACUUUCGCUUAUCUCGAAGUAUUACUUAUCAACUUAUUGCACGUUUUGAAAGAUCGGAUAUUUUUACAUCUUUACGAGAAUACGCAGGAUACAAGCCAAGAACAUCAGAAAAACAUAUUUUAAGUUAUUUAUGGUUCCUCGGUCACGAGAGUGCAAGAUAUCGGGAUGUAGCUGAUCGGUUUGCAAUUACAAUAAGUACAUUGCAUGUUAUAAUUACAAGAGUUACAACAUUUUUAAUGCAAAUUGCGCCAGAGAUAAUAAGAUUUCCUAUGUUAGAAGAAAAAGAAACGACAAUGAGAUAUUUUCUGCAGGAGAAAGGAUUCCCUGGAAUUACUGGUGCAAUGGAUGGCACGCACAUUAGAGUUGACAAGCCCGAAGAAGAUCCUGAUUCGUACAUAAACAGAAAACAAUAUUUUUCUAUACACAUGCAAGGUACAGUUGAUCAUAAAUGAAAUUUCUGGACGUUUUUAUUGGUUUCCCAGGAUGAGUUCAUGAUGCAAGAGUUUUCCAGAAUUCUCCUUUAUAUGAGUCUCUUCAAGAAAUUUGCACAGGAGGAUCUUAUUUACUUGGAGACAGUGCGUAUUCCUGUUUACCAUAUUUAAUGGUUCCAUACAGAGAUAAUGGGCACCUUACUCGAGCGCAAAGAAAUUUCAAUCAACGAUUGAGUUCAUGCCGUGUAGUAGUGGAAAAUACAUUCGGUUGUUUGAAGCAGAGAUUCAGGCAACUAUAUCACUUAAAAUUACGGAACAUUAUACGCAUGGUACAAGUUAUACAUGCUUGUUGUGUUUUACACAAUUUAGCAAAUUUAAACGAUUUAGAAUUUUUCGAACCUAUAAAUAAUAAUGAAGAUCCUGACCCAGAAGCUAUAAUUAUAAAUAAUGCAAAUUAUAACGAAAUAAUUCUUGAUAAUCAUCUUGGUCGCGAA